GAUGUUUUCCCCACUGUCUGCUGAAUAAAGUUUAAUUCCUUCGUGUGAUAUUAAAAAGCGUUCAUAUUUUGACCCUGUCUAACCCUUUAACCUCAUUUCUCUCUUCUCCUUUCCACAGUCUGCAUAUCACAGGCAGCCUUAGCUGAACACAUUAAGGUUCUCACAGGCCUUCAUGUAGUUUGUGCUCUUUCCAUUUCCUGUGGACUUUCCCUCACCCCUGGUAAUUCCUAACUCCCUUCUUUUAAGACUGAAGCUCAAACAUUACCUAUUCUGUAAAGCUCUGCUGUCCAAUACAGUAACUACUAGCUACACGUGGCUAUUAAAAUUAGUUAAAAAUUUGGGUGCCUGGGUGUCUCAGUCGGUUAACAUCUGACUCUUGGUUUUGGGUUAAGUCAUGAUCUCACCGUUUGGUGAGUUCGAGCCCUGCAUCGGGUUCUGUGCUGACAGUGCAGAGCCUGCUUGGGAUUCUCUCUGUCUCUCUCUCUGUCUCUGUCUCUCUCUCUCUCUCUGUCUCUCCCAAAAUAAAUAUACAGACUCAGUCAUACUAGCUGCAUUUCAAGUGUUCAAUAGGUACAUGUAGCUAGUGGUAUUGUAUUGGGCAGCACAUAUUAAAGAACAUUUUCCUCAUUGCAGAAACUUCUGUUGGACAGCACUGCUAUAAAGCCUUUUCUAAAAUAAUUGAUUUUCUCUUCAGAGCUUCUAUAACCUUUAAGAUUAACUAUUUUAAAAAGCCCUUAAAUUCCUCUAUGGGUAGGAAGGGACCAAGCCUCGUUCUUUUCAUCUCUAGCAUCUAGAAUAGUACAUGGCCUGUAAUUGAAUUUCAAGAUGUGUUGACUGUAUGAACAAAUGAAUAAUAUAAAAAAAAAAAUGACAUGAAUUUUCAGAAGUCAUAUGAAUAAUGAGAAUGUUAGGGAUCUUUCAAGCUAGAGAAAUGCUGAUUCCCUUUUGUAAAAUGCGUUGUUAUCAUUUUCACUUCAUUAGUGCCUCACAAAACCUGAGACAGAUGCUCAGUUUCUCUGAUUCUUUUGCCAUCAAAACACUGGGGAAUUAGGUAUUUUCCCCUGUGCAGUUUAAUAUGAGGCCAACAUAUACUGAAUCUAUGCCAGAUAUUUUGGACUUUACAUAAAAGUGUAAAGUAUUUCCAGUAGAUUCUGCACUAUUACUUGGGUUUAUAUUCCAUGAGCUGAGAGAGCAGACAUUUAGUUUCUGUCUGGAAUUCUCACCUCCUUAAUGUUAUUCCAUUUUUGUAAUAUUUUUAUGAGGCACUCUUUUUUUUUUUCCUGUUUUGCAGAUAAGGAAGCAAGCAUAGAGAAAAGCUGCGUGCUCGCAUAAGGUCACAUAUAGCUGUGAAGGGACUUUUUAUUACACCUCAGCUGCCUCUCAUUUGAACUGUUAAUACAUUCACUGCCUCUGGGUGACUUUGGUGAUUUAUAUAUUUUCUGAUUGUUCAUGGUCAGAGUAUGUCUCUUGGUUUCUAGUUUUAAGAAAAACCAACAGCUUGAAAACAAUACUAAAGAAGGAAAUUAUAGUGCCCUACUGUUAACAUUUUGUGAAUGACUCUGUGGCCUAAUAUUGUGCUUGAGCUAAUUGGAUCUAACCAGAUGAGGUUAAAGGAAUAACCAUAAAUUCUGUCAGGAGUAGAAUUCCAGAAGCCUCUUGGAAGCAUUUAAUUACUUUAUGAAUUGCAAUUAUCAUCUUAUGCCACUGGCUCUCUAGCUAGUUUUCAAAACACUUAGCAAAGCCCAACAUCAACAUUUAAAAAAUUACACAAUACAAAGUUAGUGUUCAGUGAUGGUUUAUUUAAUGAAUGUGUGACAAAUAACAGAAAUACUAGUAAUUGGUAGUAAUAGCACCUAACAUUGUUGGAUGUUUUCUGUUUGCCAAGCAUUGUGCUAAGCUCUUCACUUGCAUUAUUUCACUUCACUCAUUGACUGUUGAACAUCUACAGUGUGCUAGGUACCAUGCUUGGUGCUGGAGAUAGAGUGUUAAAACAAAGAUCUUGCUCCCAUGGAUCAUUCUUUUUGGUGGGAGAGACAGGAAUAAGCACAUAAGCAAAAAACUCAAUAUAGUAUUGGUUAGUGAUCAAUGUUAUUGAAAAAAAAUAGAUACUGAUUAGGGAAAGCUUAUCUGAGAAGGUGAUAUUUAAAGCAGACUCAUAAUGGAAGGAAACAGUGAGCCAUCCAAAGUAUUUGGGGGAACAUUCAAAGUGGAGAGAACAAGUGUAAAAGUGAGCAAGGAAGCCAGGGACUAGGAUCAUCUAGGAUCUUAUAGGCUGUAGUGAGGAUUUUGAAUUUUAUUCCAAAUAUGAUGGAAACCCUUGGACAUUUUUGGGUAAUGGAGUGAUAUGAUCUAGUUUUGGUUUUGAAAGGAUACCUUUGGCAGCGUGUGUAGAGAAUAGAAGUAGGGGGAGUGGGAAGAAAAGGGCGAUAAGAAUGGAAGUAGUUAUAGUACUCUAACAACCCUCUGAGAUAGGUUCCAUUAUUUCCUGCAGUUUUAGUUUAGAACAUUGAGGUCCAGAGAUUUUGAGGCUGUUCAGUGCUACAAUUCUAGUCUGUUUUAUGUAAUCUCUGCCAUUAUAUUAUACUGCUUGACUUCUCUGAAUGAGUUUUAAGCAUUUUUGUCAUUGUAUGUCAAUCCAAUAUAGCUAAUAUGUAUGUAGAUUUCCAGUGAAUAUUGUCUUUCUUAAUGAGAUUGUUUUCUUAAUAUAACAAGUUGUGAAAGCAUAUGUUACAUAGAAUUCGCUAAUCUAUUACAUUCUUUAAUUGUUACUCAUAGCAGAAUGAAUGAAGAACAGAUAGCCAUCAUUUGUCUGUCAGUGCUGAGAGCUCUCUCUUACCUGUGUGUGUCUGUAUGGAUAGUUGUGUAGGUAGUACAGGAAUAUGUAUAUUUUUUAAGUUUUUAUUUUAAUUCCAGUAUAGGUAACAUACAGUAUUAUAUUAGUUUCAGGUAUACAAUACAGUGAGUCAACAAUUCUGUAUACAGUAUUUGGUGAUCAUCAUGGUGUGGAGAGUUCAGAAGUAGUGGUUGAUGGAAAUGGUGGCUUGUAACAAUCAAAGACAAGGACAGCAUGAAGAGUUGAUGGAAGAGGAAUGGGACAGUGAGGAUGGAGGUUACUGUCAUUGAAAGGCAGUAUAUUGUAUGGACGGACUAUGGGCUGUGGUGCCAGAGGUAGAUUGGGGUCAUCUGGACUAUUUAGUUGUUGACAUGCCACCCGGAACUGGAGAUGUGCAGUUAUCAGUCUCACAGAAUAUUCCCAUUUCAGGUGCUGUGAUUGUCUCCACGCCCCAGGACAUUGCACUGAUGGACGCACACAAGGGUGCUGAGAUGUUUCGAAAAGUCCAUGUGCCUGUUCUGGGCCUUGUCCAAAAUAUGAGUGUUUUCCAGUGUCCAAAAUGUAAACAUAAAACUCAUAUUUUUGGUGCUGAUGGUGCCAGAAGACUAGCACGGACCCUUGAUCUUGAUGUUCUAGGGGACAUUCCCUUACAUCUUAAUAUAAGGGAAACUUCAGAUACAGGCCAGCCGAUUGUGUUUUCACAGCCUGAAAGUGAUGAGGCCAAAGCUUACCUGAGGAUUGCCGCAGAAGUGGUAAAAAGAUUGCCACCACCUCUAAAGUGAAUUCCCCAAGUGUUCUGGAAAUUUGCCUGGUGUUUAACAAUAAGAAGACCUUUGGAAAUUAGCAGUGUGGAGAUGCAACCUACAGGAAUAAUAGAAUCAUGGUUAUUUUCUUUUAUUUCUAAGGAAAUAAUGUCUUAUUUUCAGAUUUGAUUUGCUAAGCAAUGACUCACAAGUAAAAUUUUUAUAUAUCAAUGGUAACUGCUACAUUUAGGAAUUUUUUUUUUUUUUGAGUGCUGAUGUGUACCAACUGCACAGAACUGCAUUUUUUUAAAUGAACUACCCCUUGGGGAAUCAUGAGUUUAUAUUAUAAGCUCAACCUUCAAUUCAGGAGAGUUAAAACUGUAUUCUUUUUGUGAGACUAUGGAGUUAGUCAUUUAAAGGACUUAUUAACUGCGUACUAAGUGUGAUAACUCCAUCAGUCAGUUUGGUCUGAGUUUCAAUCUUGUCUUGGACAGUCUUGGACACGUUCUUAAUGUAAAAUAACUUCUGCUUCAUCUGGACCAGGCUCUACCCUAAACUUACUGAAUAUAAUCUGCAGGGGUGGGGCCUGGACAUGUAUAUUUUUAACAAGAUCACAAUGAUUUUGAUGAUUCUGGUUAUGAUGGCAAUAGUUAUAAUAAUAGGCAACAUCUAUCAGGUGUUUCCUUGUGUCCAUAGAGUUAAUCUUGCAUUCGUAUGAGUGGGGUACUGUUGUUACCUUCAUUCUAUAGAUGAGAAAACUGAGAUAUGGGAGUGUUAAGUGUUUUGCCGAAGGUUUCUGUUCUAGCAAGUGAUAGAGCUGGAAUUUGAACUUGGACAGUGGGAUACUGGAUCCUCCCUUUUUUAUACCAAAGAACAUUUGUUUAUUUCAAAAGAGAAAUACGGUAUUCAGCAUUUCCUCCAACUUACUUGACCAUGAAGGCCUUAUCCUAUCCCUUUUAGGAGCAUUUCAUGGAGUUUGUGUUUCAAAUGAUACACUUUGAAAAGCAUAUAUCUUAUCUAGUUGAGGCUCAAAGAUAUUUGGGGGAGCUUUCCAAGGUCAGGAAGCAAAAUAGUUAUAAAGCUGCAAGUACUGAUAGGAAUCAUUAGUUGACCCUCAGUUACAAAGAAGUGGUCUAUGACUUUUGGCAGAUACCUUGACAUCUUCUGCUUUGUAGUUAAACGGGUAGAAAAUUAGAGAGUCACAUGUUGUUAUAAACAUGUUUUCACACACUUGUAUUCACAUAAAAAACUGUUCAUGGCAAUUUUAUUUGUAGUCGCCAAAAACAACACAGAGCUUUUCAGUGGGCAGAUGGUUAAACAAAAUGUGAUCUAUCCAACCACGGAAUACUACUCGCCAAUGAAAAAGAACAAACUAUGGAUACCUGCAACAACCUGGAUGAAUUCUAGACCAUUAUGCUGAAUGAGAGAGCCAAUCCCAAAAGGUUUUAUACCAUAUGGUUCCAUUUAUGGAGCAUUCUUGAAAUGACAAAAUGAUAGAAAUGGAGAACAAAUUAGUGGUUUCUGGAAUUUAAGGGGAAAGGGUUGCAAGGGAGAAAAUUAUGUGUGCCUCUC
Molecule: messenger RNA, 5148 nt
Organism: Panthera uncia (snow leopard)
Lineage: Eukaryota; Metazoa; Chordata; Mammalia; Carnivora; Felidae
Gene: NUBPL
Product: NUBP iron-sulfur cluster assembly factor, mitochondrial
Exons: 8
Coding region: 3139-3615 (158 amino acids)
Biological process (GO): iron-sulfur cluster assembly; mitochondrial respiratory chain complex I assembly
Cellular component (GO): mitochondrion
Molecular function (GO): ATP-dependent FeS chaperone activity; 4 iron, 4 sulfur cluster binding; ATP binding
Source: RefSeq, a predicted model, not a curated record